Molecule: messenger RNA, 900 nt
Organism: Hyphopichia burtonii NRRL Y-1933
Lineage: Eukaryota; Fungi; Ascomycota; Pichiomycetes; Serinales; Debaryomycetaceae
Gene: SFU1
Product: Sfu1p
Exons: 1
Coding region: 1-900 (299 amino acids)
Biological process (GO): negative regulation of transcription by RNA polymerase II; positive regulation of transcription by RNA polymerase II
Molecular function (GO): RNA polymerase II cis-regulatory region sequence-specific DNA binding; DNA-binding transcription factor activity, RNA polymerase II-specific; zinc ion binding
Source: RefSeq, a predicted model, not a curated record
AUGGCUGAAAUACCGACAGAAUCACCUAAAAGGGGUAUACCAGUUGGACAACAAUGUUCGAAUUGUAAUACCACCAAGACUCCUCUUUGGAGAAGGGCCCCCGAUGGGACGUUGAUGUGUAAUGCUUGUGGGUUAUAUUUACGUUCGAAUAACGCUAAUCGGCCGGUUAAUUUGAAGAGACCUCCCAACACCAUUCCUAUUUUGAAGGAAGAAGAGGGAAGUUGUAAAGGAGAUGGAAGAUGUAAUGGGACUGGUGGGAGUGCUGCUUGUCAGGGAUGUCCUGCUUAUAAUAACCGAGUUGUGGUUAAGGAACAAGACAAAUCGUACACUCAUUCGAAUGAAGAAUCGAAAAUCAAAUCCGAAGAUUCAUCCACUGAUUCUUCAAACGAUGACGAUCCUUUAGCGAUUGCAUGUUUUAAUUGUGGUAGUACCAUUACUCCUCUUUGGAGAAGAGACGACGCCGGUAAUACAAUCUGUAACGCAUGUGGAUUGUAUUACAGACUUCACGGGAGCCAUCGUCCGAUUAAAAUGAAAAGAACUACCAUUAAAAGAAGGAAAAGAAAUUUACAGUUCAUUAAAAAGGAUAAAAAGAAGAAGAUUAAAGAAGAACCACCACAACAACCAACCCCAUCAGUGGUGUUGCCUCCAGUUCAAUUACCCCCAAUAAACCAUAAUCCAAUCAAAUUGCCUUCCAUCAGAAAUGACUUGUAUAUACCGGGGAUUAAAACAUGUUGUGGAGGAGCCUGUUCUAAAAAAGUCACUCCGGUGGCAAUCGAUUUUACGUCAUCCUAUAAAAAAACUAACCCUACGAAUGAUGAAGACGACCUGGAAAACUCAUUACGUGAUAAAAUGGAAAAGAAAAAACACAGUAUGUCAAUUGGUGGCUUACUUAAUGGUUAA